Messenger RNA from Rattus rattus (black rat), 1771 nucleotides. RefSeq names its product cell adhesion molecule 1 (gene Cadm1). The transcript is spliced from 12 exons. Bases 35 to 1465 code for a protein of 476 amino acids. Gene Ontology annotation, biological process: cell recognition; susceptibility to natural killer cell mediated cytotoxicity; detection of stimulus. The record is from RefSeq and is a predicted model, not a curated record. Lineage: Eukaryota; Metazoa; Chordata; Mammalia; Rodentia; Muridae. Gene Ontology annotation, molecular function: signaling receptor binding. Gene Ontology annotation, cellular component: synapse; neuron projection; plasma membrane.
AGCCACCGCUGCCAGUCUGAGGCAGGUGCCCGACAUGGCGAGUGCUGUGCUGCCGAGCGGAUCCCAGUGUGCGGCGGCAGCGGCUGUGGCGGCGGCGGCGGCGCCUCCAGGGCUCCGGCUCCGGCUCCUGCUGUUGCUCCUCUCGGCCGCGGCACUGAUCCCCACAGGUGAUGGGCAGAAUCUGUUUACUAAGGACGUGACGGUGAUUGAAGGAGAAGUUGCAACCAUCAGCUGUCAAGUCAAUAAGAGUGAUGACUCCGUGAUUCAGCUACUGAACCCCAACAGGCAGACCAUUUACUUCAGGGACUUCAGGCCUUUGAAGGACAGCAGGUUUCAGCUGCUGAAUUUUUCUAGCAGUGAACUCAAAGUGUCACUGACAAAUGUCUCAAUUUCGGAUGAAGGGAGGUACUUCUGCCAGCUCUACACGGACCCCCCGCAGGAGAGUUAUACCACCAUCACAGUCCUGGUCCCUCCACGUAACUUGAUGAUCGAUAUCCAGAAAGACACGGCAGUUGAAGGGGAGGAGAUUGAAGUCAACUGCACGGCCAUGGCCAGCAAGCCGGCUACGACCAUCAGGUGGUUCAAAGGGAACAAGGAACUCAAAGGCAAAUCAGAGGUGGAAGAGUGGUCGGACAUGUACACUGUGACCAGUCAGCUGAUGCUGAAGGUGCACAAGGAGGAUGAUGGGGUCCCAGUGAUCUGCCAGGUGGAGCACCCUGCGGUCACUGGAAACCUGCAGACCCAGCGGUAUCUAGAAGUGCAGUAUAAACCACAAGUGCAGAUCCAGAUGACUUACCCCCUGCAAGGCCUAACCCGGGAAGGGGAUGCAUUCGAGUUAACGUGUGAAGCCACCGGGAAGCCCCAGCCUGUGAUGGUAACUUGGGUGAGGGUCGAUGACGAAAUGCCUCAACAUGCCGUUCUGUCUGGGCCGAAUCUGUUCAUCAAUAACCUAAACAAAACAGACAAUGGUACUUACCGCUGUGAGGCUUCCAACACAGUGGGGAAAGCUCAUUCGGACUAUAUGCUGUAUGUAUACGAUCCCCCCACAACUAUCCCUCCUCCCACAACAACCACCACCACUACCACCACCACCACCACCACCACCACCAUCCUUACCAUCAUCACAGACACCACGGCGACGACAGAACCAGCAGUUCACGGCCUUACUCAGUUGCCCAAUUCCGCAGAAGAACUGGACAGUGAGGAUCUCUCAGAUUCUCGAGCAGGUGAAGAGGGCGCCAUUGGGGCAGUGGACCACGCGGUGAUUGGCGGCGUCGUAGCCGUGGUGGUGUUUGCCAUGCUAUGUUUGCUCAUCAUUCUGGGCCGCUAUUUUGCCAGACAUAAAGGUACAUACUUCACUCAUGAAGCCAAAGGAGCCGAUGAUGCAGCAGACGCAGACACAGCUAUAAUCAAUGCAGAAGGAGGACAGAACAACUCCGAAGAAAAGAAAGAGUACUUCAUCUAGAUCAGCCUUUUUGUCCAAUGAGGUGUCCAACGGGCCUGCUUAGAUGAUAAAGAGACAGUGAUACUGGAACUUUGGAGAAGCUCGUGUGGUUUUUUUUUUAUGAGUGGGUGGAAAGAUGCGAGACUGGGAAGGCUUGGGAUUUGCAAUGUAAAAACAAAGACAAAAAAUGUUCUUUGAAAGUACGCUCUGCUGUUUGACACCUCUUUUUAAUCUGGUUUUAAUUUGGUUUGGGUUUUGGUGUUUUCGUUUCUAUUUCCUCCUACCAAGUCAAACUUGGGUACUUGGAUUUGGUUUCGGUAGAUUGCA